AUGUCUUUCUAUUCAUUUCCCCUCUGGGGCUGGGGCAGCAGCAACUGCAACAGCAGCAGCAGCAGCAGCAGCAGCAGCAGCAGCAGCAACAGCAGCAGCAACAGCAGCAGCAACAGACGGUUGUUCCGGGGGCUUAUUGUUGCUUGCAUCUGCACUGCUCAGCUGUCUUUCUUCUUCCUUCCUGCUGCUGCAACUCCAUCGCAGCAGCAAACCUCUCUUGAUGGCGUUGAGGGGGCUGAUUUAGCUCAGCAGCAGCUGCUGCAGCAGCAGCAGCAGCACUUGUCUCCUGUCUCUUUAUCCCUUUCUGCUACAGAUAAUUAUAUCCCUGUCUAUGGAGACACGCAACAGGUUCUUGUCUACCCACAUGAACACAUUAGCAGCAGCAGCAGCAGCAGCAGCAGCAACUCGGGCCUUCAAGAGACCCAGCAGAUUGAAGGGCUGGCUGCUGAGGGUAGUGAUAGGGAGACUCCUGCUGCUGCUUCUGCUGCUGCUGCUGAGGAUUCUGCUGCAGCUGCUCUUGUUGCUUCCAGUGGAGACGCUGAGCUGCAGCAGACCCAGCAGGACACCAACAGCAGCAACAACAGUAGCAACAGCAGCAGCAGCAGCAGCAGCAGGUUAGCAGAUGUGUUCAGCAGCAGGGAAGAGGUAGAGCACACAGCCAUGCUUCAAACAGCAGCAGCAGCAGCAGAAGCAGCAGCAGCAGCAACAGCUGCUUCUCCGUCGCGCCCGCAGCGACGUGGGGUUGGGGACCGUUCUCCCUCUGACAGCAGCAGCAGCAGCAGCAGCAGCAGCAGCAGCAGCAGUGAGGCUGAGCAGCAGGGAUUUGGGGUUGACUUUUUGAAUGACUUUCUUUCAGGGAGCGGAGAUGGAAGCGGUAAAGGAGACGCCAACCCGAGGGGCUCAGCAGCAGCAGCAGCAGCAGCAGCAGUAGCAGCAGCAGCAGCAGCAUCACAACAACAACAACAACAACAACUAGCUACAGCAGCAACAAAAUCAAAAAGGAGAAAGCUCACGCUGAAACCUAGAAGAGAGAAGAACAAGCAGCAGCAGCAGCAGCCGGAGCAGCAGCAGCAGCAGGAAAGCCUCAAGACAAAUCAAGGAGGGACAGGCGAUCCCCCAGCAGACGAUUUCUUGGGGGGGGAUUUCCUUGGAGACGCUCCCCAGGGAGACGAUCCCCAGGCAGUCGAUCCCCUGGGAGGCGAUCCCCUGGGAGGCGAUCCCCUGGGAGGCGAUCCCCUGGGAGGCGAUCCCCUGGGAGGCGAUCUGUGGGGUGACGAUCCCAGUGGAGUCGAUCCCGGGGGAGACGAUCCCCGGGGAGACGAUCCCUUUAAGGGUACAUUUACUCUGCCAGGGUUUGGGGGGGGCGACAAGAAGAACAAAACCAAAGGCAAGGGUUUAUUCUCGUUGCCGAAAUCAAAGAAAAAGAAAGGAGACGCUGCAGUAGAUCUCGAUGAUAUGUUUGCUGCAGAUGAUGCAGACACUGCAAGCAAACCCCACAAAAGCAAAGACAAACAUAAAAAAAAAGAUAAACAAACCGAUAGUGCAGAUGCAUCCGGAACCUUUAAACGCCCGGACUGGGCUGGGCAGCGACUGCGGGAUCUUAACCCCCUUGCUGCUGCACAAGCUGCUCAAGAUUUAGAAGCAAGAAGAGAAGAAAGAAGAAAGCAAGAGUGGGAGGCUGCGCAGCAAGCAGUAACGAUGCAAGAUAUAUACGCCAGAGCUAAAACCGUCUCUCCAGGGUUCUGUUAUUUGGGUGUAGGAUACGAUAUAGUGCGAGGCAAUCCUUUAGGCGAUCCUAAUCUGAUGGGCGACCCAGGCUUAAGGUCUCCUGUGAUAAGAUUCUCAUAUUCGCAGGAUGAAGAGGGUGUUAGCAGCGAUUUAAGAGAGCUGCAGCCCCGUGGGGCUUAUAGCAGACCUUUUGUUGCAUGCAAACAGAGUGAGAAUCUUAGCGAAGUCAGCAGCCUUGCUGAUUAUCAGAAAGAAUUAGAAGCCGAUGCUUCACUUGUUGGUGGGGAUAGCGUCGGUCUUAACAGCUUCUCUGCUUCUGCUGCUUAUAGAGAUAUUGCUAAAAGAACUGUUAAAAGAAACACUAAAACUUUUAUCCUUAAAACUUACUGCCUUCGAUUCGAAGCUGGGCUCGCACAAACUGACAACUUCAACUGGAACUACACAUUAGCUUUUAAUGAGGCUGUAGCGGGUCUUCCGCCUACAUUUGACGGGGCUGACGAAGGUAAAGGAUGUUCGCCAGAGGUGUGGAGAGAAAAUACAAAAGACAAACUCUGCGCCGACUCAACUGUGAAGACGUGGAUGAACUUCAUCGACCAGUUCGGCACUCAUUAUGUUGUUCGCCUCUUCGCAGGAGGAAAGCUGACUCACCAGAUAACGAUGUCGAAUUCGGAUAUCGCGGCUUUGAGUAGUUUGGGAACGAACGUGAAAAGUGCAUUGAAGGCAACAUUUGGAGUGGGUAGUGUGGGGGGUUCGACGAACGUUGAAAAGGAUGAAGAACAAAAAGAACAGCUAAAGCACUUUGAUUAUCAAACAGAAACCCUUAUUAUGGGAGGAAGAGUGCCGAGAGAUGUUUCAGAUCCUGAUUCAUUAGCCCAGUGGUCCGAUUCAGUAGAAGAAUUGCCGAUGCCGGUUAAGCUUACUCUCCAACCCCUCGAAUAUCUUCUUCCUGAUGAACACAAAGAAAACUUCAAGAAAGCUGCUCAGUUCUACUCAGAUGCAGUGGGCAUGAGUAAAGCAGACCUCACAGCCAUUGCUGGGAAACCCCUAUCCAUUGGAGAAAUCCUACGCGCCGGCAACCAAGUGACGUACGCAGGCGAACCCCCAGGGUUUGCAAUGUGCGCUCCUCAUGAGAGGGUUUUGCUGGGGUUUGCACUUGAGUUAAACUUCUUAGAUGAAAAUGCAAUUGCUGCACGAGCAGGAAUAAAGGCUUGCGUACCUGGACGAGAAAAAUGCGUCGGAUUAGAGAGACCCGCUAAAGAAGGGGAUGAUGCUCGCAUUUUUGUUUUGUGCGGCCCUGAACCCGUAGCUGGCCUCGAGCAAGUGGUUGUCCAGUCGCCCCUCAAAGCGGUAGCAGUAUGCCCUCAGGGGUCGAUGAUAUUAACAGGUUUUGCGCUGUCUCUAACUGGAGGGAGAGAAGGCCCUAAGAAGACAGCUUUCUUUCCUUGUCGUGCAGGGUUGCCUUCAUGUACGGCGUUGGGGUUGCGAGGCACUCAACAAAAUAUGGUUUGGAUUGUCUGCGUCGAUGAAGCUACCCCAGGCCUUCAGACUGUAACCAACGUAGGAGAAGUGGUUACAGGCGUCGCUACUAAACACGCGUACACAGACGGAAUUGUAAAGGCCUCCUGCCCUCCUAAUUUAGGGGUUGCUCUAGGGUUUGGGCUUGAGCUGCACACCCGCAUGCCUCGAGUUCGCGAGAAGUUUACAGAGUGCUCAGAUAAAUCGACAAACUGUAGCAUCCAAGGUCGGGGUAUUGUAGAGAACUUCUUUUAUCGCGCCGCAGACUCGCAUGCACUUUUAUGUUUAAUAUCCUGUACAGAUAUUAUUAACUCUUCUCCUGAGACUACAAGCUUGUCUCAUAGAGAGUAA
Molecule: messenger RNA, 3594 nt
Organism: Eimeria acervulina
Lineage: Eukaryota; Apicomplexa; Conoidasida; Eucoccidiorida; Eimeriidae
Product: membrane-attack complex / perforin domain-containing protein, putative
Exons: 13
Coding region: 1-3594 (1197 amino acids)
Source: RefSeq, a predicted model, not a curated record